Molecule: messenger RNA, 1152 nt
Organism: Komagataella phaffii GS115
Lineage: Eukaryota; Fungi; Ascomycota; Pichiomycetes; Pichiales; Pichiaceae
Product: mitochondrial 37S ribosomal protein MRP4
Exons: 1
Coding region: 1-1152 (383 amino acids)
Biological process (GO): translation
Cellular component (GO): ribosome; mitochondrial small ribosomal subunit
Molecular function (GO): structural constituent of ribosome
Source: RefSeq, a predicted model, not a curated record
AUGAGCAACAUGUCAUUGGUUCGAAGAAUCGGUGUGCUAAGGUCUUUUGCCUUUAAAAGACCAUAUAGUAUCUCUUCGGACAUUGAUAAAUCCCAUAGCUAUAAAGACAUUGAUCAGCGCCUGAAGUAUGAUGAAAUACGAGGCAAAAUACGAGCUCUUGGAUCCCUUUCAGAAGAACAAGCAAAUGACUUAUUGACAGAGUACAAUUUGGACCAGAAGGACCACGUAGAUUUCAGGAAUAUGCUUAAGGACUUUUUGGAUGAAUUUCUGAACAAGGAAGAAAUCAAAUUGAAUGUUGGAAGUUCUAACAUUGGGACCAACGUAAGAAACAGUAACAAAUUUCCCUUCUUGAACUCCACCCCUCCAAAUAAAGAAUAUUCGAUACAAGAACUAUUUGUACGCCAAUACCAUCAUUCACAGCAGGUAAAUUCUCUCGGUGCUUCUUUAACUAACGUUUACAAACCCCAUGAAGAUGUUUUGAAUCCUAAGAAAGCAAAUGAGUUGUCUAUCAAAACUUUACUGGCUGCAGGGGUCCAUUUAGGACAUUCGACAUCCCUUUAUAGGCCAUCCACGCAACCCUUCAUAUAUGGUGAGUACAAAGGAUUACACAUUAUAGACUUGGAACAGACAUUGAUAUACUUAAAGAGAGCUUCAAAAGUUGUUCAAGGCGUUGCUGAGAAAGGCGGCUUGAUUUUGUUUUUGGGAACCAGAGAUGGACAAAGAAGAUCUUUAGAGGAAGCUGCAAGUAGAGUGAAGGGUUACUUUGUGUCCUCAAGAUGGAUACCCGGGACUUUGACCAACUGCACUGAAAUCAGUGGCACCUGGCAGAGACAUGAGGUAGACCUAGAAGACACUCCUACUGGUAGAAAUUUGGAAGGUGAUGAAUUAAGUUCCCUUGUAAAACCUGACCUUAUUGUAAUUUUAAACCCUGUUGAGAACAGGAAUGCUUUGAAAGAAGCAAUGUACGCUCGUGUUCCUACGAUUGGCAUCGUGGACACGGACUCAGAGCCGUCACUGGUUACUUAUCCAGUUCCAGGCAAUGAUGAUUCUAAUCGAUCAACUGAUUUGAUUCUUGGGGUCCUCUCAAAAGCUGGUGAACUAGGACGCCGUCGGCGUCUCGAGAAAGUCCAGCAAUACAGGCAGCUUAUGUAG